Pecten maximus is the source of this 3672-nucleotide messenger RNA. RefSeq names its product zinc finger protein 76-like. The record is from RefSeq and is a predicted model, not a curated record. Gene Ontology annotation, cellular component: nucleus. Gene Ontology annotation, biological process: positive regulation of transcription by RNA polymerase II; central nervous system development. NCBI's taxonomy places the organism in Eukaryota, Metazoa, Mollusca, Bivalvia, Pectinida, Pectinidae. Gene Ontology annotation, molecular function: RNA polymerase II cis-regulatory region sequence-specific DNA binding; DNA-binding transcription activator activity, RNA polymerase II-specific.
AUGUAAAGAAGAUGGGUGUUCAAAAGCAUUUGCUGCUAGUCAUCAUUUAAAAACUCAUCAUCGAACUCACACAGGUGAGAAACCUUUCUCAUGUCACCAGGAUGGAUGUGCCAAGACGUUCACAACAAACCACAGUCUCAAGUCGCAUAUGACUCGCCACACCAAGUCAGACAGUGGGGAGUCCAACAUGAUUGACCUUGAUCCAGGAACUUCAGACCAAGCUACAAACUACGAAGAUGACACUUACCAGAACCCAGACAGUAACAUCAGCACCAGUAUAGAGGACUUCCUAAACUCCAUCGCCAACGAUUACAAUCCUGAUGCUGCUCGAAUCACAGGGACACCAGACACAUCUGGGUUGGCAAACAUGACUGUGGAUGGGAACACUGUUCUGGGACCAGUCGGACAGUCAACAAUGAUAGUGGCUGGGGACACUGGGGAUCUGUCUAAUCAAGUUUACAGUGUCCAGCCUGUCAUCAGUCUGCCCCAACCCCUCGUGGCUCCUCUACAGACUACAGAUGAGGCUCCAGUACCUGUCAUAGCUAUUCCUGACACAAAUCCAAUGAACAAUACAGUACAGACCGUCGGCACCAUUCCAGGCACUAGUAACAUGGUGCAGACCAGCAAGGACUCACCAGUAGUACAAGUGUUUAUUCCUGCGACAGAUACCAGUACUACCCCUUCCACUACAGAGUCUGUGUCCAAUCAGAAAGUGGACAACUCCCAACAGUCUGUAACAGUGCAGCAUUACCUUAUAACAAAGGUAAUAGCCAACACACCAGAUGGGCCACGAGUUCAGUCCGAAAGUGCACUUCAGUUGGUGGCUCCCUCUGUGGCCAACCUGGGCCAAUCUGUGGUCGGAGGUCCAGUGAUUGGAGUUCCUUCAAGCAGUGUAGUGCCUUCUGUCCGAGUGAUCACUAGUAACGGGGAGGAGUCUGACCAGCAAGCCAGAGUGGUGCUGCCGCAAACCUCGGAGAACAUCUCGGCAACUACUACUCUCCCACCCAUUACAAUUGUGUGUGACUGUAAAAAGGAACGUUCAGAAGAAGAGGACUCAUGUGAUAAUCGUACAUCCUUCACCCCAGAUCAGGGGACUGGAAGCUCCUAUACAGCGAUACCAAUAACUAUGACACCUGUGAACCCAGUAACUGUGGCUCUGUCACCUGGCUCUAAAGAUAACUCCCAGUCUCUGAGUAAGGAAUUCACUCCUAUCGUGAUGCCAUCAGAUUUAAUUGACUCGAAUCAACUUACAGUAACUUUACCUGUGGCAGUGUCUUCAUCAAGUUAACGCCACUGACUAGCCUCACUCCUAUAAGUAGUCUAAGUCUUGUGUUUGAAGAUACAGGGGUCCCUUUCUUAGUUAUAUGACUCCCUACAUUUAUCUGACAUUGUAACAAACCUUAUUUAUUUUACAACAACUAAAAAACAGGUUAUAACUUAAUGGUGUAUUAAGAAUCUAUUUAAGUCAGACGACCAAAAGUUCUGAAAUUAAACUUUGGAUUUGGCGAUGAUAUUUUUGAAAAGUUACUUUUUAGAAAGUAAUUUGGAAAAAUAAUAAGCUGCUUCAUAUCCCUUUUUACUAUUGGCAUGAGAUCUGUAUAUACUAUAACAGAGGUGGCGGAGUGGUUAAGGUGUCCCGACACUUUAUCACUAGCGCUCAACCUGUGGGUUGUAAGUUUGAAGCCCAAGUGGUACUGACUGUAGGCCGGUGGUUUUUCUCCGGGUACUCUGGCUUUCCUCCACCUCUUAAACCUGGCACAACCUCAAAUAACCUUGGCCGUUAAUAGGACGUUAAACCAAAUAAGUCAAACCAAGCUAAACCAAGUAUACUAUAAAACCACUCUAGUGGCCAAGAUCAUAUAUAGCGUGUAGAGGGUACGGAGUGGAAGGAAACCAGAGUGCUCAGAGAAAACCCAGACGGUCAUGUAGGUGACCUUUUGAUGUCUGAUUAAGGAAUUGAAGCCGGAUCGUCUUGUUGAAAGGUAUCCACUUUACCACCAGACUACCCGUCAGACUUGCUAUGGUACAAGAGGCUAGUUUGACAAGCAGGUGUCCCUAGAAGUACACCUCAAAUGACUGAGCUGCAAAUUUUUAUCAUUUAACCUGAUGUUAUGGCAGUUUUUUUCUUUGCUAGCCUUUCUGACCCCUUCCCAGCUUAGGUAUAUGAGAUUUAUAAGUUCAAUGAUGUAAUCUUUGUUAUUUCUAAAGAUGUUUAACUGAUCAUUGGAUAUUGAAGUUAUUUAUAUCAUUUUUUGUUCUUCAUAUAAUUGCAAAAACUGUCCCAAAAGCUUUAAUUGAAAUUAUAGAAAUAUAAAAUGUAUACUUCAAUCAUGAAACUGACAUAAUAUUUUCAUCACUAAACACUGUUGAGUACAUUAUACACACCUGAUGCCUCAACUGUCAACCAGUCGGGCGUUCGUCUGGCGUUCGUCUGGCGUUCGUCGGGCAUCAAUUUUUCCCUUUUGAACAAUCCCUUCUCACUAUCAAAGACUCCCAGAGUCAUGAUAUGUGACUGGUAGGUUCCUAUGGAUGGAUCAAUCGGGGAUUUGCAUAAUGAAAUUACCUUGACCCAUAAUCUUUUACAGUAACCAUCUGAUUUGAACAAACUCACCAGAUCAGUGAUGGUUGCCAUAUGUGGUCAAUAUUUUUAAUGAAAUGGCAAUUUUCUAUCUUGUCAGUCACUGGCUGGCAAUAUAUACUGGUAAUGUUGGUAUUUACUGGCAGUAUUACUAACCAUUUCCCAACUUAUUGUAUGGAACAUAUUACCUACUUAUUCAAAGGAAGUGCCAGUUUAGUGGAUGAAACCUUCUUUUUUUUGUAUAUUUGUUUGAUAUACAGUUUGUAAUCAAUAAAAUGGGUUAUUCUAUAAUUAGCCCACCAUCAUCAGAACUGGAGGGAUAUUACUCAAAUGUUAUGAGUAGGUUACCCUUGGUCCGUAGUUAUGCCAUUUCAAUAUAUAAUUUAGGUCAGAAAAAAAAACCGAAAUAGCAGACAAAUGGCCAUCUUGUUUUUUGAGAUUUGAAGUUUGUUCUCCCUAUUUCUUGAAAAGUACUGGAGGAAUAUUCAAACCAAACUGAAGGGUUUUAUCUCAAACUUCACAUGAAGGUUCUACUUUUUCUUGCUUGUUAUUACCAUUGUAGAUUAUCAAGAAAGGGGGAGAUAGAGAGAAGAUCAGUCUGACAUAUAACCAAUGAAGAUCAUUCAAUGGUGGGUGCCAAGAUCUUUCUGGGAUCUCUUGUAAGGCUUUAAAAAAUUAUUAGACAAAUGACCUCUCAACUUGCACAAAGUUCAAAUUUCUUUUUAAGAUAUUUCUCACCACUUUCCUCUCAUCAAUUGUGAUUUUUAGGUCUUGGCUAUAUAAAGUUUCCCUUCUCUGUGUUCUAUGUCUGGUCUUUAUAUAUUUACUGACAGCUUUCUGGUACAGGAUUACAUUUUUCUGUACACCAGAGUCAAACAAGAUAAUGUUUUCUAAUUAACAGUUCAUAUGUCUACUUAUAAAAUUAUAUAAUAGGUCAACAUUUUCCCAGUAUUUAUCGUGUUCAUCUUUGAAUAGUAGUUUCCACUUGUUCAUGUUUUUAAGAGGAAAAAAGACAGAAGGGAAAAUUAGAAAGACAAUCAGUCUGACAUAGAAACCAUGCAGAAAAGAUCAUUCAAUGGUAGAUGCCAAGAUUC